AUGGCCUCACUUACAAUCCCCAGUCGAAUGAAGGCACUCGUCGCACCCAAAUAUUGCAAGCCCAAAGGCUACAUCAUCAGCGAUGUGCCGACACCAAAGAUUACCAAGCCAGAUGAGGUUUUGAUCCGUGUUCACGCCGCGGGAACAACGGUAGGCGAGACACUAUUGGCCAACGGGGACUUCUCCAUCAUAACGAACAUGAGCUUCCCGAUGACAAUGGGCCUGGAAGGCUCCGGCGUCGUCGUCGCGGUCGGCAGAGAUGUCAAAAGUUUCAAGACCGGAGAUGAGGUCAUGGGUGGAAGCUGGACACGGCCAAUGAUUCCGAUGCAGUUCGAGAAAUGGAUGGCAGAGUACACGGUAACGGCCGAGAGGCUGCUGCUGCCCAAGCCGCCCCAUCUGUCCUUUGAAGAAUGCGCCGGCAUACUCGGCAGUGCCGUCACAGCCUACCAGUCCUUCCGGCGCGCGUUCGAGCUCAUGGGAGAAACGUCAUUCGAGGGCAAAACAGUCUUUGUGCCUGCCGCGCUCUCCGCAACGGGGUCGAUUGCGGUGCAGAUGGCAAAGAACGUCUACGGGGCGACCAGGGUCAUCAGCACCGUGUCGACGCCCAAGGUGUCUCUGGUUGAGAAGCACCUCCCGGGCGCGGUGGACCAGGUGCUCGAUUACCAAAAGCAGUCCAUCAUCAAGGAGGUGGGGCGAGGGCAGGUGGACUUUGUAUACAACACGCAAUGGCACAACUCGCAAGCAUUUCAGAUGCUAAAGCGGCAGACUGGGGUCAUGGUCUCCAUCGCUGCCGGACCUACGGUUGAGCAACUGCGGCUUGUGCUUGGGGAGAAGACGGUGCCGUUCUGGGUUGUUUGGCUGCUUAACAUGCUUCAGUGGUGGUACGACUGGAAGCUCAGAGGAACCAACAUCAAGAGGGACUAUGUCUCUGGGCAUCCGGGAGAUCGCCGUGACCUGGAGGCGUGUGGCGAGCUGAUAGCCGCGGGAAAGAUCAAAGCUGUCUCGAGUAUUGUGGGGUUUGAUGAUCUGGACGGUAUCAAGGAUGGGCUCACAAAGGUCUUUGAGGGCAAGGGGGGCUUCGGGUCAUUUGUUGUGAAAAUUAGGUAG
Molecule: messenger RNA, 1107 nt
Organism: Pyricularia pennisetigena
Lineage: Eukaryota; Fungi; Ascomycota; Sordariomycetes; Magnaporthales; Pyriculariaceae
Exons: 3
Coding region: 1-1107 (368 amino acids)
Molecular function (GO): oxidoreductase activity
Source: RefSeq, a predicted model, not a curated record